AUGGAAGGGGCUCAAGACGUCGAACAAGACCUAAGAAUAAUUUCCAACUACAGAAACAUUCUAGACUCAGAAAAUAUAAUCAUUGGAGGAGACCUUAACGCAAAGAGUCCCUGGUGGGGUUGCGAUGUGGAGGAUAGACGGGGAACAGCUAUAUCGGAAUCAUUUGCACAGCUGGAACUACAUAUACUGAACACAGGGAAAACACCAACCUUCUGGGCACACAGAGGAAAUAGAGAUUAUACCAGCAUCGUCGAUGUUACUGCAUGUUCAAAUGAUCUACUCAACAAAAUAACGAACUGGAGAGUCAACCCUGAUUUUGUCACCUUAUCAGACCACAGAGCUAUAACGUUUAGUGUUAACCUCGAAAAAAUAACGGCAGAAGCCACUCAGAGACAAACUACACGUAUCUAUAAUACAGGGAAAGCAGAUUGGGCAAGUUUCACCCAUUUUCUGAAGGAGGAACUAAAAGUACUGAAGAUCACCGAGGAAUCCAUCACUGAAAUAGGAAACACAGACGCUUUAGAAGAUCUUGUACAACAAUACGUCGAUUGCAUUCUGAGAUCCUCCGACAAAGCUAUUCCAAAGCUGGCAAAAACCAUUAGCGCAAAGACUCCAUGGUGGACAAAACAACUAAGCGACAAGAAAAAAGAUGUAAUCCGAAAAAGAAGGAAAAUCAAACAUGCCAACCAGAACAGAAGACAAUCAGUGAUUGAAGAUUAUAUAACUGCUAAAGCAGAAUACAAAAAUCUCCUGACUGACACUCUCACUUCAAGCUGGAAAGACUUCUGUAAAAAACAAGACCGUGAAAAUUUGUGGCAAGGGAUAUACAGGAUUAUAAGGAAAUCGAGCAGAACUCCGGAGGAUACAUUGUUACGAGAAACGACAACUAGUAAGAUAAUGACCCCGGAAGAGUCUGCUAAAAUAUUAUCUGAAACUUUUUAUCCAUAUGACGAUAUCGAAACGGAUGAACAACCACACUCAGAGAUGCGACAAAAGGCUGAAACAAUCAAGAAAGAAUGGGCGAAGAUCACCAAAGAAGAUACCACAAAACCAUUCACAAACACUGAGGUAGAAUUUAUUCUUCAAUCAAUGAGCCCUCGGAAAUCGCCAGGAGAAGACAGUCUUACAGCCGACAUAUGUUACAAAGCUUAUGCGGCUCUUCCACAGAUACUCUUGGCAAUUUACAACAAAUGCCUUGCACUUGGACACUUUCCAAAAAUCUGGAAAAGCGCAAUAAUUAAAGUCAUCCCAAAGCCUAACAAGGAGAACUACACACUUCCAAAAUCAUAUCGGCCAAUAGGACUCUUACCUGUACUGGGAAAAGGGCUUGAAAAACUAUUCGUUAAUCGAAUGACCUGGCAGAUCGGCUCAGAAAAUAAAAUGAGCGGUCGGCAAUACGGGUUUGUCUCACAGAGAGGGACUGAGGACGCCCUAUGCGACGCCCUUGAGGUUGUCAGGCAGGGUUUAAAAAACAGUGAAAUUGUUGUGAUUGUCUCCAUUGACAUUGAAGGAGCUUUCGAUAACGCUUGGUGGCCCGCAAUGAUUAAUGAGCUUGAUAAGAAAAAGGUUGACAAAUCUGUAUGUAGGCUAAUCGGAAGUUAUCUCACAGAUAGACAAAUAAAAUUAACAUACGCAGGUAGUGAGAUAAUAAAACAAACCAACAAAGGAUGCAUACAAGGAUCUAUUUGCGGACCUUUGCUGUGGAACCUGCAACUUGACCCAUUACUAAGGGAGGUAGAAGAACUAGGCACCCACAUACAAGCGUACGCAGAUGACAUAUUAGUCAUUGCGAAAGGGAAAGCAGUAAAGGACCUAGAACAAGAACUUAAUACAGCACUUGAUCACAUACUUGCUUGGGCUAAAACUAGGAAGAUGAGACUGGCGGCUCAGAAGACGCAAGCCAUCCUACUAACUAGGAAAUUAAAAUAUGAAACUCCAUCGUUAUCCCUCGAUAAUAAAGCAAUAACGUUCUCUAACAGCAUAACAAUCCUUGGACUCACGAUAGACGCCAAUCUCAACUUUGUAAAGCACGUAGACGUAGUAACGGAAAAGGCAAUUCAGCUUUACAAAAAGGUCUCAAGAACGGCACGAGCCAAUUGGGGUCUUAAUUCUGAAAUUCUCAGAACAAUAUACAUAACAGUGGUCGAACCAACAAUCUUAUAUGCGGCGGGGGCAUGGGGCACAACGGCCAAUAAAAAGCAAAUAAAAACAAGACUCGACAGAAUCACCAGAACUUUUGCAAUAAUGCACCCAAUGUUCGAAGACAUGUCGGAAACAGCUUGGAACAAGCUCUUCUAUGUCCUUGCUUAG
Molecule: messenger RNA, 2310 nt
Organism: Parnassius mnemosyne (clouded apollo)
Lineage: Eukaryota; Metazoa; Arthropoda; Insecta; Lepidoptera; Papilionidae
Source: the annotation of a GenBank genome assembly